CGCCACGUUCUACUGCAAAAUCAGUCUCUCCUUAACCUUUGGGAAGUGUAGUCGCUUUCGUGUCGAGUUCUUCGUCCACGUGACUAUCGAAAUCGAAAGUGCACCCUUAGGAGAUUCAGUUAUUUCAACGUGCUCCAACCGGCCUAUUAUGAAUAACGUGUUUAAACAAGUCAAACGCAGUUUUGCUGUACUCUCAGCACUUUUCAUAACAGUUGUAACGUCGAAGAUCCGAGGCCACCAAAACUGUGGUCCGGAACAUCUUGUGCACUGUGCUAAACCCCUUUCGGUGUUGACGGAUUCUGGACUUACUUUUGCUACCAAUAAACCGGAACUGGACCGAAUGUGCCCAGAUCUCCGAGACGCCGUCAAAUGCAUCCACGGUUAUACGCGACAUUGCAUGAGCAUGGAGGAACGCGAACACUUCAAGACCCUCUUUCACGGCACUGUUAUCAUGGUGGAGGACCUCUGCAGGAACGAAACCUACCAGACAGAGUACCUCAAAUACGCUCCGUGCAUGAAAAAAGUCGAGAAACAAAACGAGAUGUGUUUGAAGACCUACACCAAAGCCAUGAAGGAGAUCGAGUCAAGGACUGAAGAACAAGUAACCGACGAACCCGAUUUGGUCACUUACCAGAAAAGGAAGAGGGAGACGGCCGAUGAAGGAAUUAGGAGCGUCUGUUGUUCAUUUCAACGUUACGUGGAGUGUUCAACGCACACGAUGAGAAGGGCAUGUGGUGAAGAUGCGGCCGAUUUCAGCAGAGAGUUCCUGGACAAGAUAUCUUCGUCGUUAAUUCGGAUGCAUUGCAAUGAAUACGGGAGGAGGGAGUGCGGGAUAAUAUCCGGUGGAGAAGGGCUCUCUAAAAUUUCUUCGCUAGUUUUAGCUUUAUUAGCAACUGUAGCGUAUUAUGUUAGAUAAGUUUGAAGACAAUAAAAUGUGAUCAGCAUUUACUCUACUUAAAGGUGUGUUAAAAUGAGAAAUUGUGGCGUUUUCAAUCUUCGAAUGCUGAACAGCGAAUGUAGUACACUUAAAAAAGACUGAUACUUGUAGAAAUAGAUUGCGUGUGUUUGGCAUUUGAAGUUUAAACGUAACAAAUCAAUCAUAUUUUGUAUGUCUCAGUACAAAAUUUGCACAUUUCGGUUUCGUAUACGUAAAGGCACCUGUUACUGUUUCAUUCUUGUACAUAGAAUAGAAAUCUCAUUAUUUAUAAGACCUUCGUAGAGCAUAUCUAGUCUCUCAUAUCCUCAUCAAAAAUUUCAAUCGUCUAGAAACCAAAAAUGUAUUAUUUUUAAUAUGUUGUAUUUGUUUUCCCAUCAUUUUCAGUCAUUUAUUAAACCUUGUUACUAUAUUUAUUCAAUUAUUUUAAUUUUAUGCCGUCCAGUUAAAACAUGUGUACAGAUUUAGACGUAGAAUAAGAAAUUUAUCAAAACUGAGAGAAAUUGAGAACACUCAAACCUAAAAAUUGUAACUGUCUCGAAAUACUAGUCACAGUAAACUAAUGACAAUUAUUGUUGGGCUAUUAUUUAUUAUUUAUUAGUCGUGUGUGCUCAAUUUUUCUUGUUUGAACAUAAAAAAUUUAUCAAUUGUUCUAAUGUUUUAAAAUGUUCCAUGAGAUAUAAUAAAAUGUUUUUUUUUAAUUCA
Tribolium castaneum (red flour beetle) is the source of this 1639-nucleotide messenger RNA. RefSeq lists its product as uncharacterized. The coding region runs from base 149 to 916 and encodes 255 amino acids. The transcript has 5 exons. NCBI's taxonomy places the organism in Eukaryota, Metazoa, Arthropoda, Insecta, Coleoptera, Tenebrionidae. The record is from RefSeq and is a predicted model, not a curated record.